UCAAAUCAAGAAAGCAGCUACGCCCUAUAUAGCGACCCGAAGCAUAUAAAAGGCCUUCUAGCUGAGCCUCUAACAGCAGAAUACGAAGUUCAUCAACCCACACCUCAAUCUCAGCUGCACUUUGUGUUUAACAAUCUCAAACAAUGUCUCACGCAUUCGUCAGAAACUUGACCUUUCAGUCUAACGAUCUCGGCAAGGAGGCGACGCUGAUGCUCACUUUUGAUACCAUGGAAGGCCUCUAUGAAGAUUUCUUCCCCGUCGUUUGGAAGGUCAGCACAUUCGGAAAGACGGGUCCAUACAGGGCGCACGCGACCUACACGAGCCAGCUUGCUUUCUCCAUACCACAGGUCUUGGCUGGCAACAUCGUCGACGCUGAAACCUCUGUCCAGAUUAAUGACAGCGAGAAAACCGUCCUGACCCAAGCCAAUAAUGUCUACCAUUUCUCUCCCCCUCAGGCGGGAACCUCUGGUGUCCUGCAAGCCGUGAACAACACUGGAGCCCUCCAGAACAUUGCAGUCGGCUUCGUCGCCCCUGGAGAGUUGAUGCCUAAGCCGGCACUCUUCUUUGAAGGAGUUGGAGACGAGAGUCACGUCACGGCCAAGUUCACUCCGGUCCUACGGGCCUACAUCACCUCGGACUAUCAAGAGACUGCGAUCAUACGAGGCGCCAUCGACACGCCUGCAGUCUGGACGCAGAACCUCGCCGGGCUUGCUGCUUCCACGACCUGGGAACUCAAGCGCGACCUUGCCAGUGGACAUUACACGAUCACCGCGGUUUAAUGAGGGAACGUGAAAUUGGUGCGCCCAACAACUGUUGUCUGAUGAGUCUGUAUCUCAACGCCGGUUUUUGUAGCAACUUUGUUUGGAAUCCCAACAAGCCUGACUCAGUUGUAACACGUCGCUCGUGUCUCAUGUAAUCUUAACUCGGAAUAGUUGUACAAUGUUGAAAUUACUUAUGCAUUCCUAUGUUACACUGUGUUGAACAAGAUCUGACAAGACUUUCUUUGCGGC
This is a messenger RNA of Suillus clintonianus, 1010 nucleotides long. RefSeq lists its product as uncharacterized. The coding region runs from base 144 to 779 and encodes 211 amino acids. The record is from RefSeq and is a predicted model, not a curated record. The transcript has 9 exons. Lineage: Eukaryota; Fungi; Basidiomycota; Agaricomycetes; Boletales; Suillaceae.